Molecule: messenger RNA, 2340 nt
Organism: Prosopis cineraria
Lineage: Eukaryota; Viridiplantae; Streptophyta; Magnoliopsida; Fabales; Fabaceae
Product: two-component response regulator ARR11-like
Exons: 6
Coding region: 341-2053 (570 amino acids)
Biological process (GO): phosphorelay signal transduction system; cytokinin-activated signaling pathway
Molecular function (GO): DNA-binding transcription factor activity; DNA binding
Source: RefSeq, a predicted model, not a curated record
UUUGGAUUAUCAGUUAUGACUUACGAGUUGCGUUUGGGCACGAGGAUUGCGGUAACUCCUGAAGUGAGUGGAAGAUCACUGUUUCUCUCUCUUUGUUGUGAUUGAGAAACUAUUUGCUCAGAUCACUUUGUGUGGUUUUUCGAUGCCUCAACUUGCGCAUCCUCACAGUGGAAAGGACUUCGAAUUCACCUUUCCUCUAAUUUCCCGUCAUGACACCUUUCAGAUUCUAUAAGGACCGCUUCGCUUGUCCUCCUUUUCUGCUCAGAAAUUGAACUAGUGUAUAGGAGAAACAGAGGAUAUAUGUACUAGUAUUUUCAGGUACUUAAUUAGCUCAGUAAAUAUGAAUAAUAAUGCGUUAUCUUCUCGAUGCGAUUCUUUCCCGGCUGGUCUCCGAGUUCUCGUCGUCGACGACGAUUUGACAUGGCUCGCGAUUAUUGAGAAGAUGCUCAAGAAGUGCUCUUACGAAGUGACUACAUGUUGUUUAGCAAGAGAGGCUCUAAACUUGCUUCGUGAAAGGAAAAAUGGAUAUGACAUUGUGAUCAGCGAUGUAAACAUGCCGGACAUGGACGGUUUCAAACUUCUCGAGCAAGUCGGACUUGAGAUGGAUCUUCCUGUCAUUAUGAUGUCUGUGGAUGGAGAAACAAGGAGGGUGAUGAAGGGCGUUCAGCAUGGAGCAUGUGAUUAUCUCCUCAAGCCUAUAAGGAUGAAAGAGCUGCGAAAUAUAUGGCAACAUGUGUUAAGAAAAAGGAUGCGCGAGGCAAGAGAAUUUGGGGGUCUUGAGGGCUUUCAAUUGAUGAGAAAUGGAGCAGAUCAGUUUGAUGAUGGGAAUUUAUUUGCUAUAGAAGAUAUGACCUCAACGAAGAAAAGGAAAAACCUGGGUAGCAAACGUGAUAACAAGGAAUUUAGAGAUCAAUCUUCCACAAAGAAAGCCAGAGUAGUUUGGUCUGUAGAUCUUCAUCAGAAAUUUGUCAAGGCUGUGAAUCAGCUUGGAUUUGAUAAAGUUGGUCCCAAGAAAAUACUUGAUUUGAUGAAUGUUCCAUGGUUGACUCGGGAUAAUGUUGCUAGUCACUUGCAGAAAUACCGGCUGUACCUGAGUAGGUUACAGAAGGCUGGAGAUAAGAAUCCCUCCUCUAGUGGGAUUCAGCAUUCGGAUUUAGUUUCAGAAGAUCCUGCGGGAAGUUUCUCUUUUCAGAACCCAAUGAACAGGCAACAAAAUGAUGUUUCAAUUGACAGCCAUAAAUAUGCAGAUGGAGCUAUACAACUUCAGAAUGCGGAUACAAUAAAUCUCGAAAGUAAUCUCAAAGGAAUCGUUUCAGAGGCUUUGACGGAUAAAAAAGAAGACUUGACUGCUAACAUUCGAGAUACAGAAAUAAGAAAGAGUCCACGGAAGGUCAAUGAUCAGUCUUUUGCACCUCCAGAUUCAGAAGGAAGCUAUGCAGCAUUUGAUUGCGCCAACCCUUGGAGGGAAUUCCCAGAAAUGCAACUCAAAAAACACCAGCCAUAUCUUCCAAUUAAGGAUCACUUCAGCCACUUGCCAUUACAUGGUAGGCAGCAUCUCAUCAAAAUUGAUCAAUCACAAGAAGAUGCUUCAAUUAGAUCUAACCCACCUGUAAUGGAGAGAGAAACUGCUGCCUGUAUUGAAACCAACCCUACGUAUGUUGAACACACCAGCGAUUAUGCCAGUUCUGUUAGUUCCAUAGGAAGUGCAGAUGGCUUUUCUAUAAAGUCCAAGAGCUUUAUGGGGAAUGAUCAAACUUUAGAACCCGUUUCUACUCCAAAUCUCAGUGGGAAAACAGAGGGCUUUAAUCUUAAAUCUGUUUCUGACCUGGAAUUUCACCAACCAAACCUACAUUUGGGAGGUGAGUUUGCUUCUGCCCCUUUGGAGGAGGACUUGAAAUCCUUCUGGCUACAAGGUGAACGCUGUAUGAACUCUGGGCAGCAGAACAUAGACAUGCCAGAGUAUUAUGAUCCAGGACUCACCGGGGAAGUUCCUGUUCAUUUAUUUGAUACAGCUGAUUUUUCGGCAGUAGAUCAAGGCCUUUUCAUAGCAUGAUCUGAACCUUCCCUUUUAUGUCUUUUCAACAAAUAAUUCACCUCCUUGCGUGAAAUGACUAAUGAAAGUUACUUGUAAUUCUUGGGUAAUAGUCGUAUCUAAGAAUUUCUACUUUGUGAGGAUUGGGAUAUUUUUUUUCCCCGUUCAACUAGGAUCUGGCAAGUAUGUAUAGAAUUAGAAUUGGGUGAUGAAGAUCCUCAACUUCAUUGUUUCAUAGUAGCUGUUUAUCAAGACCAUUACUCUCCCAGAUGGACAUGUCCUUCCUAUAAAAUCUAGUGUAUUGAAAA